Messenger RNA from Scheffersomyces amazonensis, 1075 nucleotides. RefSeq lists its product as uncharacterized. Gene Ontology annotation, cellular component: cytoplasm; ribonucleoprotein complex; R2TP complex. Gene Ontology annotation, biological process: box C/D snoRNP assembly; rRNA processing. NCBI's taxonomy places the organism in Eukaryota, Fungi, Ascomycota, Pichiomycetes, Serinales, Debaryomycetaceae. The coding region runs from base 98 to 1075 and encodes 325 amino acids. The transcript has a single exon. The record is from RefSeq and is a predicted model, not a curated record.
AAAUUCUGGAGACUCAUUUUUUUUCUGGAGUUGACUCAACAAAAAUAUUUCAAUUGAAUCAUCGUGACUUCCUAAUUACUAAAUUAGGUAAACAAUAAUGGCAGCGAUUACAGAAGUAGGAAAAGUAAUAACAUUAGAUCCUAAACCUGGAUUUGUGGUUAAAACCAAAAUUAUAGAAGCCAAAGAUUAUGCAUUACUUUCUAGAAAAGUGUUUAUAAACAUUUGUCAAGACUCUCAAGUACCGACACCUGAAAUUGAAUUUGAUCCAGCAGUUGUAUUUCCCUUGAUUAUAGAUAAUAAAUGGGAGAUUCCUCUAAUAGUUUCUAAUAUUAAGAAUGAUAAAGAUAAAAAGGGAGUUGCAUCUAUAGUUGUUGAUUGUUGUAUUAAUCCAAUUUGCUUCCGAUGGUGUCAAGUGAGUGAAGACUUGAAAACUAUAUUAAUCGAAUGGUGUAUAGAAGCGGUUGAAAUGGCAUAUUCAUAUGUAUUUGAUCGAGAAUAUUCCAAACCCAAAAUGUUAGCUAAAGGUGAGUUAUCGAAAACUGAAAUACAGGAAUCAGAGAUUAAAGAUUCUGGACUUCAAAAGAGGCUCAAAGAUAUACAAGAGAAUGAAAUCUUAGGAUUACUAGAAGAAACUAAUGAUAUAGAUAUGGAAGAAGAGUUACCUGAACUAACAAAUAUCAAAGGAGAAUUGAAAAAUAAACCACUUAUAGAAGAACUCAGUGAUAUGUCUAUAGACUCACUUCCACCCAAACUUUCAAAACCAGAAAUUACAACAUCCAAACAAGAUUUGAACCAACCCCAAAAAAUUGAUUUCACAUUAGUCAUUCGUAAAACCGAACCUACUCAAAUAAUUCAAAUAUCUAGCCCUCAGUUCAAUGGUUCCGAUUUAAGCUUACAAUUAUCACCAGAAACUCAAGAAAUAAUCCUUAAAAAUUUGGAUAGUUCAUUAUAUUUCACUCGUGCUAACAAUAUCUACAACGACACAAUAUCUAUUCCAUUUGUCAAAUCAAAACCACUCGAUAACAUAAAUUCAUUCUUCGUUCAAUCAGAGCAGUCUCUCUAUAUAUUUAUAUAG